CGUCCUCCUCGUCGCACGGAUGCUGGAUUCCAACUCCCAAGCCGAAAGCCGGAGUUUGAGAUCUAAAGGGGUCUGGGGGGCGGCUUCUGGACGGCCGCGAAAUACGGCGCCGUUAUACGUCGGUGUAGACCCCGCGCCGGCCCCAAAUGGCAGAGUUCUUCGCCUGCGAAUCGGCUCUCGCCGUUCACCCCCCGACAGCCGGGCAAGCGGAAGAGCCGGCGCUGACCUGGGACUGUUUCAACAUGAAGCCCCCGCCUAUCAAACACGAGCCGCUCGAUGAGGAGGACCGGAAGCCGUUUGCGUGUUUCAUAUGCGGGAAAUGUUUCCUGUCCAAGCCGGAGCUUCUCAGGCACGAGAUGGACCACACGAGAGAGAGACCCUUCGAGUGCCUGGAGUGCGGCAAGUGCUUCACCCGAAAAGACUGUCUCCGGAUCCACGAGAAGCUCCACCGGAACGAACGGCCCUUCUCGUGUGCCGAGUGCGGGAAAGGCUUCAUCACCAAGUUCGCGCUCAACAACCACAAGAAGAGACACGCGGGCAUCAAGUCGUUCGCCUGCAUGGAGUGCGGGAAGCUCUUCUUCCGGAAGUCGGAGCUCGUGAUUCACGAGCGCUUUCACACGGGAGAGAAGCCCUUCGCCUGCACCGAGUGCGUCAAACGUUUCACCACCAAGUCCAAGCUGAGCCGGCACGAGAAAGUCCACACGGGAGAGAGACCGUACGCCUGCUCCGACUGCACCAAGAAGUUCAUCACCAAACCCGAACUGAUCCGGCACGUGCGGCGCCACACGGGCGAGAAGCCCUUCGAGUGCUCCGAGUGCGGAAAGCGCUUCACCACCAAGUCGGUGCUCACCAUUCACGAGAGGUUUCACACGGGGGAGGGACUGUUUCCGUGCCCCGAGUGCGGGAAAUGCUUCAACACGCGGCAGAACUACGAGAGGCACAACCUGAUCCACACGGGAGAGAGACCGUUCGGGUGCGCUCAGUGCGGGAAGGGCUUUUACACCAAGCAGCAUCUCAAGCAGCACGAGCGCUCGCACACGGGAGAGAAGCCCUUCACGUGUACCGAGUGCAGGAAGUGUUUUGCCACGCAGUUCGGACUCACCAUCCACCUGAGGACGCACACGGGGGCGAGACCGUUCUCGUGCGCGGAAUGCGGGAAGUGCUUCUACACCAAAGGCCACCUCAACAAGCACGAGCAGUGCUACACGGGCGAGAAGGCCUUCGCGUGCUCCGAGUGCGGAAAGUGUUUCACCAUCAAAGUGAACUGCAGCAGCCACGGGCAGCUCUUCCCGUGUUACGAGUGCGGGAACCUGCUUUACUACAAAUGAGACCCUUUCGCUCGCGUGGUGGGGGGAGGGGAGGGCUACCGGCGGCAAACACACUGACAAAUACUAUGCAAAAAAUUCCUGAUCACCGUUACCGGUCAGCCCGUCCGACGCUGGGGAGACAGGGGGGGCCCGUCUACUACCAGAAAGCGUAAUGGUACGUCGCAAGACCUGAAAGCAACUAAGAUGAAUUAGAACAGGGUGACCGAAAGGAGUGCGCUCUCCUGCUGCCGGCGGUAACGCUCUCCCACCGUAUGGCAACCGAUAUCUGCUCGCUAGCGUUAAUAUUGUCUUUUAAUAAAUGGUUCUGUCUAAACAUGUCACUCGAUGCAUGUCUCGUUC
Molecule: messenger RNA, 1667 nt
Organism: Spea bombifrons (plains spadefoot toad)
Lineage: Eukaryota; Metazoa; Chordata; Amphibia; Anura; Pelobatidae
Product: oocyte zinc finger protein XlCOF6.1-like
Exons: 1
Coding region: 147-1328 (393 amino acids)
Biological process (GO): regulation of transcription by RNA polymerase II
Molecular function (GO): DNA-binding transcription factor activity; RNA polymerase II cis-regulatory region sequence-specific DNA binding
Source: RefSeq, a predicted model, not a curated record